Molecule: messenger RNA, 2598 nt
Organism: Nerophis ophidion (straightnose pipefish)
Lineage: Eukaryota; Metazoa; Chordata; Actinopteri; Syngnathiformes; Syngnathidae
Exons: 3
Coding region: 142-2430 (762 amino acids)
Biological process (GO): DNA integration
Molecular function (GO): nucleic acid binding
Source: RefSeq, a predicted model, not a curated record
AUCUGUGGAGAUUUUAAGGUGACACUGAACCCUGUACUGUCAGCAGAGCAGUAUCCUCUUCCCCGCAUUGACGAUUUGUUUGCCGGGCUGAGUAAGGGGCAAAAGUUUAGCAAAAUAGACCUGAACCAAGCCUACUUACAGAUGCACGUUCAUGAGGAUUCUAAAGACUUGCUCACCAUAACUACGCAAAAGGGGCUUUUCAGAUAUUGUCGACUCCCUUUUGGGAUCACAUCAGCCCCUGCACUUUUCCAACGUGCCAUGGAUCAGAUCCUACAUGGCCUCCCUGGUGUACAGUGCUAUUUGGACGAUAUUCUGUGCACAGGAAGUACGGACCAAGAACAUCUGGACAAUUUGGAUGCUGCUCUUCAAAGGCUGAAAGAGUAUGGGCUCAGGGUUCGCAAAGACAAAUGCGAAUUUUUUCAACUGUCUGUUGAAUAUUUGGGACAUGUAAUUGAUGCCCGAGGGUUGCAUACUGCGCCAUCAAAGGUUAGAGCGAUAGUCGAUGCCCCCGACGCCAGAGAAUGUUCAUUCUUGGGCUUACUGAAUUAUUAUGGCCGCUUUAUACCGAACUUGUCAUCCAUGCUCAAGCCGCUACAUGACCUGCUUUGUCAAGGAAAGAAGUGGAAUUGGAAUGAUGCCUGUCAAGAGGUUUUUCAGAAACCAAAGGAGACAUUAGUGACAUCAGGGGUUCUGACCCAUUUUGAUCCAUCACUCCCCAUUCAGUUGGCCUGCGAUGCAUCCCCGUAUGGAGUGGGGGCGGUCAUUUCACAUUUAAUGCCGAACGGGGUAGAGAGGCCCAUAGCAUUUGCAUCACGGACCUUGAACAAAGCAGAGACUAACUAUGCUCAGAUAGAGCGGGAGGCGUUGAGCAUCGUCUAUGGGGUUCGCAAGUUCCAUCAGUACCUGUAUGGGAGACAGUUUACACUGCUGACGGAUCACCGACCCCUGACGACCAUCCUGAGGUCGCACACUGGGUUACCCUCACUUGCCGCGAGUCGCAUGCAGCGGUGGGCGUUGCUUCUGUCGGCUCACUCGUAUGACAUCAAGUAUCGCAAGGCCGACCUGCACGGCAAUGCCGAUGCACUGUCCAGUCAGGUGGAUGGUGCGCCAGUUUCUGCUGCUCAUGUGAGGAGGGCCUCUCGCACGGACCCUGUCCUGUCUGCGGUGAUGGACAUGGUGAUGGGGGGAGAGCAGAACUGUCUGUGCAAUCUGGUUGCUUACUGUGGGGGAGGAGGGUGGUUAUUUCCCCCAUCAUUGCGUAAAUCUGUUCUGCAGCAGCUCCAUGCAGGUCACAGUGGAAUAGUUCGAAUGAAGGAGAUAGCAAGGAGUUACUUCUGGUGGCCAGGAGUGGACAGAGAGAUAGAGACUACCGCCAAAACCUGUUCCUCAUGCCAAGAAGUUAGGAAGGCACCCCAACUAGCUCCUCUACAUCCCUGGAAGUUUCCCGAAGAACCAUGGCAACGGGUGCACAUUGAUUUUGCAGGACCUGUAGAGGGUUGUAUGCUCCUUGUGUGUGUGGACGCCCACAGUAAGUGGCCGGAAGUGGCCAUAAUGAAAACCACUACCACUACAAAGACGAUUGAGAGGCUGGGAGAGAUUUUCAGCCGGUUCGGUUCUCCUCUUCAGUUGGUCUCAGAUAACGGGCCACAACUGGUGUCACAAGAAAUGACUACCUUCCUUGAAGCAAAUGGCGUACAACACAUUCGAUCCGCACCAUUUCACCCUGCGACCAACGGUCUGGCUGAAAGGUUUGUGCAGACCAUGAAGAAAGCUUUGAAGACAUCUCAAGAGCAAGGAUCAUUUCAUCAGAGAUUGCAUAGAUUCCUGUUGAGCUAUAGGAAUACCCCCCAUGCCACUACUAAAGUUUCCCCCGCUUCUCUGAUGUUCAAAAGAAACCUUCGAACAAACUUUGACUUUCUGAAGCCGACAAAGGUGAAGGAUAUUGUUCAGCAUCAACAGGAGAAACAGAUUCAACAAAGAAUGCAGAAGGCUAAAGAAAGAGUCUUCUUUCCGGAUGAGCCAGUGUUAGCAAGGAACUACAGUACUGGCCCCCGAUGGGUCCCUGCAACUAUAGUCAAGCAAUCUGGUCCUGUCUCUUACACCGUCAGUACUGCUGCUGGCGUGGUAUGGAAAAGACACAUCGAUCAACUUCUUCAGGCGACAGCAUCGGCCCCCAACCAGCCGUCGGUGGAUACUCCGAACGAGUUAGAGUUCAGCGCACCCCAUAUCCUGCUGCCACCACCCCAAAGAACAAUGGAAUAUACUGGUGAGACUUCUGCUUUUGACUCUUCACUACAAGAUCCUGUGAUGGAUGUUCCAACACGCACGGCUGUUCCAGAGUCACCCAGCGGAGACCGUAAGACUGAACAUUCUGUUGAGCCCCGUUAUCCGGUAAGAGAACGCCGUCCUCCAGAACGCCUGAAUUUAUAGACUCUAUGUUUAGAGACCAACCCAAACCAACUGGGGCAGAAUAAUCCCCAUGGGUGUGGUCACGGGGUGAGGCCGUUUAACCUCAUCUCAGAGUUAUGUUGGGUAACUGUUACCAAACAAUGUAAAAAAAAAAUAAAAAAAUAAAAAAAUUGGUGAAGUGCCCAUAAU